AUGGCGAACCAAAACCCCCUCAACGUCUACUCAGGGCCUGACUCGAUGAGGAAGUAUUUUGACCCAGACUGCCAGCCGCCUUUGCCUCUUGUUGAGAUACCAGUUGCCUUGAAUCCGUUUUAUAACGAUGGCGUGCGUAUCUACGCAAAGAUGAUGUCGAUGCAUCCAGCCAACAAUGUAAAAGCCAUUCCAGCGCUUAACCUCCUGAAAUCAGACGUCAUAUCGGGGAAAACAAAAACUGUGAUCGAGUACAGCUCUGGCUCUACCGUCAUUUCAAUGGCAAUGAUUGCAAACAUAUUCCACGGGAUCGACGACGUCAGAGCAUUUUUGAGCAAUAAAACCAGUGAUGCGAAGCUUAAACUGAUGCAAUUCUUCGGUCUUGAUAUCACGUUGUUCGGUGGACCUUCGCAGCCCGAGCCACUGGAUGAACGUGGCGGGAUCCGCACGGCAAGACAAAUAGCACUGGAAUCCGAAGAAGUUAUCAACCCAAACCAGUAUGACAACAAGAGCAACUGGGGUGCACAUGUGCGGUACACGGGACCUCAAAUCAUCAAACAGCUCCCGGAAAUCAACGUCCUAUGCUCGGGAAUGGGAACCAGCGGGACUAUGACAGGGUUGGGAACAUAUUUCAAAGCCACUAAGCCCUCAGUGCUCAGGGUUGGUGUCUGUACAGCGCCGGGUGACCGCGUUCCUGGGCCAAGGUCAUACGCUCUCGUGUCUCCCAUACCGUUUCCGUGGAAGUCGGCCGUGGAUGUAAUCGAGGAAGUAGGCUCCCCAGAAUCUUUCUCACUGUCUCUCAAGCUAUGUCGACAAGGAUUGUAUAUCCAAGAAUAUUUCGACAAGCUGCGGCCGGAAGAGUUCCACCCCAUAAGAAAUGAAAACCUUCGCCAUGUAGACCUUUAUCGCUAUGAUGAAAGCUGGGAAGUCCACCCUCCUAAAAUUCUUGAGGAGUUUUAUCGGGUUCUCCCCGCGAGUGACACUCUAUCGGGGAUCGAGAGGAAAAGUAUGCUCGACAGCCUCAAGCUCAAGUCGGACCAACCACGAUGUGUGAUUGACCUUCGAAAGGAAGCCGAUUUUGACCAGUGGCACCUCCCAGGAUCUAUGAACGUCCCACUGCACAGCAUCGAUAAGAAUGCGGCUGGACCGUUUUCUGAUGCCUCAGUUCUUGAGGCACAGUGGCUAGAACUCGAGGGAUGGUUUAGCCACGGUGCGGAGAAUGGUUCAGCGUUAACGGGGCUAAAGGAGGGUGGAAUACAGGUUCUGCUUCUAUGUUACAGCGGAGACACAUCGCGUGUGGCUACCAGCGUUUUGCGGGCCAAGGGAGUUGAGGCAUGGUGUAUCCGUGGCGGCUGUCAGGCCAUUUUUGGUAGAGAGUUGGAGCUGGUGGGCGCUUUUGGCGUGCAAGGUACCAGGUCCAGCACUAGAAAGGACGUUCGACCGCAGCUGGCUCCUAUUAGGAUUAAUUAA
This is a messenger RNA of Arthroderma uncinatum, 1467 nucleotides long. Its product is annotated as cysteine synthase B. The record is from RefSeq and is a predicted model, not a curated record. The transcript has 4 exons. The coding region runs from base 1 to 1467 and encodes 488 amino acids. Lineage: Eukaryota; Fungi; Ascomycota; Eurotiomycetes; Onygenales; Arthrodermataceae. Gene Ontology annotation, molecular function: cysteine synthase activity; cystathionine beta-synthase activity. Gene Ontology annotation, cellular component: cytoplasm.